AUUUGUAUAAACUUCUUUUUUGAUACUGUAAUAAAUUUUGGCAGUGAAAAUAUUUUUUUUUAUCUAAAGUAACAUAUUUGUGCGCAAAACUGUAGGAACCAUUAUUAUUCGAAAUAAUGAGCUAACAGAUUUUAUGAAUUCCAGUAUGGACAAAAAUACAAAACAAACCUACGAAGAUUCCAAUGAAGAAAAUAAAAAAAAUGAGACAAGUAAAGAAUAUGAAGUGGACUUCAUUAACCAUGCGCAAACGAUACGUGAAUCUGAUUUAAAUUAUAAAUCUAAACAAAAUAAGAUGAAUUCACAACAUAAUCAACGCGAACGUAAUUAUUCCCGUUCUCGUUCACCGAACAGUACCAAGAGCUCUAAAAAAUGGAUAAGCUCUAAUGCCUUUAUCAAUUUUGUACAGGACUUCAGACAGAAUUGUAGAAAUGAAAAGAGUACAAAAAUAUUUCAAUUAGCUGGGGAAAGAUGGAGAAAAAUGUCUUUUGAAGAAAAGCAACCAUACGUAAAUGAAGCUCUGAGUGUUAAAAAUCAAAGGGUUCCACAGAAAAGUAAAUAUAUAAAUAAACUUCAAACAAAUACAGAAUCAACAAAAAACGAAAAUAUACCUAAACAAGAGAAAGUAAAUAAAAAAUCAGAAAGAAAUAAAAAGGAACCCAAUAAAGAGACUAAAAAGGCAAGUGAUACUGAAUCAGACAGUGGUUCAGCCACCUCAGGUACAGCAGGAUCAGCAACAAGCGAGGAUAUGUCAGAUACAAGUUAGAGAAUAAACAGCAACUGAUUAUAUAAA
Messenger RNA from Osmia lignaria (orchard mason bee), 790 nucleotides. RefSeq lists its product as uncharacterized. The record is from RefSeq and is a predicted model, not a curated record. NCBI's taxonomy places the organism in Eukaryota, Metazoa, Arthropoda, Insecta, Hymenoptera, Megachilidae.